Octodon degus (degu) is the source of this 1350-nucleotide messenger RNA. It is a transcript of the gene Myf6, whose product is annotated as myogenic factor 6. The record is from RefSeq and is a predicted model, not a curated record. Gene Ontology annotation, biological process: positive regulation of myoblast differentiation; regulation of transcription by RNA polymerase II; muscle organ development. Gene Ontology annotation, molecular function: RNA polymerase II cis-regulatory region sequence-specific DNA binding; DNA-binding transcription factor activity, RNA polymerase II-specific; protein dimerization activity. The coding region runs from base 99 to 827 and encodes 242 amino acids. The transcript is spliced from 3 exons. NCBI's taxonomy places the organism in Eukaryota, Metazoa, Chordata, Mammalia, Rodentia, Octodontidae.
UUAUGUCACCACACUAAUUAAAUGCCAUCUGGGUGGUUCCUCUGGGUUUUUGAGCCCAUCACCCAGUUCAGAUCGCAUCAGAGGCCAAGAAAGAGAACAUGAUGAUGGACCUUUUUGAAACUGGCUCCUAUUUCUUCUACUUGGACGGGGAAAAUGUUACCCUGCAGCCCUUAGAAGUGGCAGACGGUUCUCCUUUGUAUCCAGGGAGUGAUGGUACCUUGUCCCCCUGCCAGGACCAAAUACCCCCGGAGGCUGGGAGCGACAGCAGCGGAGAAGAGCACGUCCUGGCCCCCCCGGGCCUGCAGCCUCCCCACUGCCCCAGCCAGUGCCUCAUCUGGGCCUGCAAGACCUGUAAGAGAAAAUCUGCCCCUACCGACCGCCGGAAAGCUGCCACACUGCGUGAGAGGAGAAGGUUAAAGAAAAUCAACGAGGCCUUCGAGGCCCUGAAGCGGAGAACAGUGGCCAACCCCAACCAGAGGCUGCCCAAGGUGGAGAUCCUGCGGAGCGCCAUCAGCUACAUUGAACGACUGCAAGACCUGCUGCACCGGCUGGACCAGCAGGAGAAGAUGCAGGAGCUGGGGGUGGACCCCUUCAGCUACAGAACCAAGCAAGAAACUCUCGAGGGUGCGGAUUUCCUGCGCACCUGCAGCUCCCAGUGGCCUAGUGUUUCGGACCAUUCCAGGGGGCUGGCGAUAGCCGCUAAGGAAGGCGGAGCAAGCCUUGAUUCGUCGGCCUCAAGCAGCCUUCGAUGCCUUUCUUCCAUCGUGGACAGUAUUUCCUCGGAGGAGCGCAAACUCCCGUGCCCUGAGGAGGUGGUGGAGAAGUAACUGCCCUGGAGAGCGCUGGGGACCUUUCAGCCCAGGAGCAGGGAGAUCCCACGCCUCCUCCUCCUCCUGUAGAUUAGGUCACGUUACAUUAAUAUUUAGGAACUCAGAUUUCAGCGGUUAUGAAAGGGGAAGAGACAUAUUCACGAAGAAUCUACUCUGCACAUUCAAAUGCAAAAGGCCUUUUGGCUUUGGGCUUUUGUUCUUGGGAACCUCCAGUGGCUUAGGUAUAAUGCCCUUCUUUUUGUUAUUGUUUAGUUUUGUUAUAGAUUCACUUUUGUUACAGUGAUUCUUUUGUGCCACCGCACAAAAGAAACUCAUUCCUGUCUGAAGCGAAGUGGGAACGUGGAGUGCUAGUGGUAUUUAAAUGUAUUUUUGUAAAUAAUCUUAGUACUUUCUUUUUUAUGUAAACCUAAGAAAUAUAUUUUAAACGUGGAAUGAUGGAUUGUAUAUAAAACGUGUGAGGAUCCUGGUGUUGUAAUAUUAAAAAUAAGUUUCUAUAUAAAUAAAGUUGGCCUUAAUUUGA